Messenger RNA from Polistes dominula (European paper wasp), 1713 nucleotides. It is a transcript of the gene Cdk8, whose product is annotated as cyclin-dependent kinase 8. Gene Ontology annotation, biological process: protein phosphorylation. Gene Ontology annotation, molecular function: ATP binding; protein serine/threonine kinase activity. The record is from RefSeq and is a predicted model, not a curated record. Gene Ontology annotation, cellular component: nucleus. Lineage: Eukaryota; Metazoa; Arthropoda; Insecta; Hymenoptera; Vespidae.
CCUCCGUGGCAGUGACAGCAAAUUAGUGCAUUGUCGCGUGUUGCAACGUAAUUUUUUGUGAAUAAAAUUAGAGAUAUGCAUUAUUUGAUAAGUGAAACAUUAUUCUGAUUUCGUACGAUUUUAACGCGAGAGGACGCAAUUUUAAAGAUGAUAGUUUAUAGUUGAUAAUAAAAGUUUGAUAGUAUUAACCAUGAUGGAUUACGAAUUUAAGAUGAAAGCACAAAAAGAUCGGACUAAAGUCGAAGAUCUUUUUGAAUUUGAGGGAUGUAAGGUUGGAAGAGGUACAUACGGGCAUGUAUAUAAAGCCCGCAGAAAAGAAGGUGUACCGGAUAGUGAAUUAAAAUCUCGGCCUGAUACUAAAGAUUUUGGCCUUAAACAAAUAGAAGGUACAGGUCUAUCCAUGUCUGCGUGUCGAGAAAUUGCUUUACUCAGGGAAUUAAAACACGUUAAUGUCAUUACGCUUAUUCGUGUUUUCUUGUCGCAUAAUGACCGUAAAGUAUGGUUACUCUUUGAUUUCGCAGAACAUGAUCUUUGGCAUAUUAUUAAAUUUAAUAGAGCGGCUAAAGCUAAUAAAAAACCAGUUAUGGUACCGAAGAGUAUGGUUAAAUCAUUAUUGUAUCAAAUUUUAGACGGCAUUCAUUAUUUACAUUCCAACUGGGUUCUUCAUAGAGAUUUGAAACCAGCAAAUAUUUUAGUAAUGGGAGAAGGAAACGAAAGAGGACGUGUCAAAAUCGCAGAUAUGGGUUUUGCUAGAUUAUUUAAUGCUCCUUUAAAACCAUUAGCAGAUUUAGAUCCUGUUGUAGUAACAUUCUGGUAUAGAGCUCCUGAAUUAUUAUUAGGUGCUAGACAUUAUACAAAAGCUAUAGAUAUAUGGGCUAUCGGUUGUAUAUUUGCUGAAUUGUUAACCUGCGAACCUAUCUUUCAUUGUAGACAAGAAGAUAUUAAGACGAGUAAUCCAUAUCAUCAUGACCAAUUAGAUAGGAUAUUUAAUGUUAUGGGAUUUCCAUUAGAGAAAGAUUGGGAAGAUAUUAAAAAGAUGCCUGAGCAUCCGACGUUACUGAAAGAUUUUAAAAGAUCCAACUAUGCAAAUUGUUCAUUGACCAAGUACAUGGAUCGACAUAAAAUCAAACCUGAUAGCAAGGCAUUUAAUCUGUUACAAAAGUUGCUGAUGAUGGAUCCAAACAAACGAAUUACGUCUGAGCAUUCUAUGCAGGAUGCAUACUUUCAAGAGGAACCACUGCCAACUCAGGAUAUAUUUGCUGGAUGUCCUAUCCCGUAUCCAAAGAGAGAAUUCCUCACGGAUGAUGACACAGAGGAAAAGACUGAAAAUAAAGCAAGACAGAAUCAACAGCAGACGCAGCAACAAAAUCAGCAGCAGCAAGGAAACGGUGACCAUAAUCAUGGACAAAACGCUAAACGCGUUAGGCUAAACGGACCCCAUGGAGCUCCAGAAUUUCAUCAGCAUCAGAGUCAUGCGAUGACCCAUCAACAACCACCAGCAAUGGUAUAUUCGACCGCCCAACCAACUCAGCCAUCGAAUAUUCAUCAGCGUUUUUAAUUCCUAUACUUAAUUCUACAUGAAAGAAAGAAAGAGAGAAAACAAAGUAUAAUAAUUCAGUAAAUAUCAGUAAUUUGAAUCGCAUUGGAAAGGGAGAUCGUUAACGAUGUAUAUUCCCAAUAAUAUUACAACAAUACAAUUUUAUUUAUCUAUAA